Trematomus bernacchii (emerald rockcod) is the source of this 806-nucleotide messenger RNA. RefSeq names its product snRNA-activating protein complex subunit 1-like. Gene Ontology annotation, molecular function: sequence-specific DNA binding. Gene Ontology annotation, biological process: snRNA transcription by RNA polymerase III; snRNA transcription by RNA polymerase II. Gene Ontology annotation, cellular component: snRNA-activating protein complex. The record is from RefSeq and is a predicted model, not a curated record. Lineage: Eukaryota; Metazoa; Chordata; Actinopteri; Perciformes; Nototheniidae.
UCCGUCGACAGCCGUUGUUCGGGCGUGUGUUUGUUUACAUCCCGUGUGUGUGUCUGGUUUUAAUCUGUAACUGUAUCUUAAAGUAGUUCAACAUGUCCUCUAAGUGGAACAGAAAAGCAGAGAUUGAGCUUUAUCGAUCCCCGGUGAUCGAAGACUGUGAGAAUCUGCUGAGUCUCUUCCAGAAAACGGACUCGGUUCGAUUCGAGGUUUUCUCCAAAAUAUGGAGAGAGAUGAACUUCUCCCACAUCUUCCACGGCGCAGUGAAACACAAGAAGCGGUCGUUCAGUCGUCUGAUCCUGGACUCGGCGUACAGCUUCCUGCUGCCUCCCUUCAGCUUCCAGAUAAGAGUGGGGGGGCUUUACCUUCUUUACAGCCUGUUCCAGAGUCAGACUGCAGCGCCUCCAGAGCCGAUCCGCUUGGCGCUGAAGGACUGGGAGCACGUGGAGAAGUUUGAGAAAGACGCGAUGGACGCUCAGCACAUGGACGUCAUUUACAUCCUCCGACAGCUGAGGCUCCAGAAAGCUUUUCACUUCAGCGCCAUGCCCACUCAGCUUGCCUUCAGAAAGCAGAGGAUGAAGGAGAGCCCGGCUCUGUGUGAGAAGUUCAUUGAGAGAGCGUCUCGUCCGCAGGAACUCAUCAACAUCGACCUGCUGGAGGAACUCUCUAAUGUCCAUGAUCUCUACGGGACCCUGAAGUCUUCUGUUUCUGAGACGUCAGAGAAUUCUUCUGUUAAUCUGAUCCGUCAAGAUCUGAUUCCUCAGCUGCGAAACACCGUGGUGGAUUUCUACAAGUGGCAGAGCAGGAAU